Exophiala viscosa is the source of this 1731-nucleotide messenger RNA. RefSeq names its product aldo-keto reductase. The transcript has a single exon. Lineage: Eukaryota; Fungi; Ascomycota; Eurotiomycetes; Chaetothyriales; Herpotrichiellaceae. The record is from RefSeq and is a predicted model, not a curated record. The coding region runs from base 426 to 1553 and encodes 375 amino acids.
ACAUAUCCAUUCACCCUUGCACUUUUCUCCGAGUCCUGCAUUACCUCUGGUGCUAUUGGAACUUGCCUCUGGCAUUUCCCCUGAGAUGGAGACCGCAGGAUUCGUCGACCACGAGUACGAACGAUGAGGAUCACCGACAACUUCGUGCGGAACAUAUGUCCGUCCAUACGAAAAUUGACGUAUACCCCUGUCCGAUUCAUGUAAUGCACGCAGUCAUUGUUUAUUGAGGACCAGACAUUAUGAGGUCAUGAAGUCAGAUGAUGAGUAUCCUAUACUGACCAAUAUUAAAGGGCGAUGUUCAUGAUAUAGACAUAUAUUAUACAUCGGAAAGAGUCACUUUCUGUGAGAAUCAACUUGUUUUACCUCCGAUAUCUCAGCCUGCUUGUCAGAAGGAACUCAAAUUUUCGCAACGCCGCACCACCAGCAUGGACAAAAUCCUCCAGACAGGCCUGUCCGCGGGCAUGUCCGCUACAGAAGGAAUUCACUCUUCGAAACCACCCAAUGUCCCAGCAGACCAUGAUGGUCUGAAGUUUCUUCUCCCAGACUCGUUCGUGCCGUCGGCAGAAACCCGUCUGACAUUCAAGGGGAAGGGUGGCAACGAUGUUGAAGUCCCCACCAUCUUCUGGGGCGCCUGGUCCUGGGGCGACCCAAGUACGUGGCACUGGAAAGACGAAGAAAUCCACGGCGUGCGCGCGGCAUGGAAGAAAUGUCUCGAAGGGGGCAUGACGUUUAUCGACACUGCCCAAGCCUACGGCGAUGGCAGGAGCGAGGAAAUCACAGGCGAUCUCAUCCGUAACCAUAGUGGAGGCGUGCCUCGUGAGAAGAUCCAAGUUCAGACGAAGUGGCUGGCCAACGUUACAGACGGCAAACUGGGAAACAUCCUCCAUCCCAUCGACGCUCCAUUGAAAGCCCUCAAGAAAUCCCUCGACAGGAUGAAACUGGACUACAUCGACUGCUACUUGGUCCACGGGCACGUGCACGUGUCGUCCAUCAGUCAGGUCGCUAAGGGCCUGGCCAAGUGCGUCGACGAAGGGCUCACUAAGACCGUCGGCGUCGCCAACUACUCUGUCGAGGACAUGCUGGAGAUGAAGGACGCGCUGGCAAAGUACAACAUCCCGCUCGCCACGAAUCAAUGCGAGUACUCGAUCCUGCGCCGCCUGCCGGAAACAGAAGGCAUGCUUGAUGCAUGCAGACAGCAUGGGAUCGUGUUCCAGUCGUACUCGUCACUGGCCCAGGGCCGCUUGACGGGUAAGUACACCAAAGACCACCCACCGCCAAAGACCUACCGGUUCUCCUCGUAUCCGAUGGAGUACAUCGAGCCGUUGCACAAUGUCAUGAGACAGAUUGCCCAGCGUAGGGGCGUGAGCAUGUCCGCUGUGGCGCUGAAUUACAACAUUUCCAAGGGUGUGGUGCCGACUGUGGGUAUCAGGAAGGAAGAGCAGGCUGUGGAGGAUAUGCAGGCUUUGGGCUGGAGAUUGACCCGUGAGGAGGUUGCUGAGUUGGAUAAGAAUGGUUACGAAGGGAAGUCGACGAAGUUGUGGCAGCAGGGAUAGUUUUCCUGUACCCAUCGAUGUAAGCCUUAGCGUGUGGUCAUGUGUGUUAGUGACAUAUUGUCCCGAGAACCUGUCUGUCUAAAAUCUGGUGUAGCAGAAGAUAUAUGUCAGGAUGGUGAGCUCGUUCUGAUGCACUAGGUACUUUUAUUCGACUUGAUGAUUCCAAGACAAUAACUUU